UCUUUUUUUUUUUCUUUUUUUCAAUGGUGCUUCUUGUCCUCUUCGAGUCCGCUUCGGGCUUUGCCUUGUUCGAGGCCGUCGAGAAUGCCGAGAUCGCCCUCACUGGCCCUGCGAUCCAGCAGUCCGUGACGGACUUUGCUCGUUUCGGCAAGGUCGUCAAGGCUGUCGCUUUUGCUCCCUUCAAGUCGGCCCUGCACGCGCUUGAGAACAUUAACGCCAUCUCUGAAGGUAUCCUCCACGAUUACCUCAACAACUUCCUUGAGAUGAACGUCGCCAAGGUUGGCGGCAAGAAGAGCAAGGUCCAAUUGGGCGUUGCCGACGCUCGCAUUGCCUCGUCCAUCACCGACUCGCUCGGCCUGCAGUGCAAGACUGGCGAUGUUGUCAACGAGCUGCUCCGUGGCGUUCGUCUGCACUUUACCAAGCUCACCAAGGAGCUGCGUGAGGGCGACGUCGAGAAGGCACAGCUCGGUCUUGGUCACAGCUACUCGCGUGCCAAGGUCAAGUUCAACGUCAACCGUGUCGACAACAUGAUCAUCCAGGCCAUCUCCCUGCUUGACCAGCUCGACAAGGAUGUCAACACAUUCUCGAUGCGCAUCCGCGAAUGGUACUCGUACCACUUCCCCGAGCUUGUCCGCAUCGUCAACGACAACACUCUCUUUGCCCGCCUCGCACGGUUUAUUGGCUCGCGCAAGACCUUGAACGACCAAAGCCUCGAGGGCAUUGAGGCCAUUGUCAUGGACACUGGCAAGGCCAAGCAAAUUCUCGACGCUGCUCGCUCGUCGAUGGGCAUGGACAUUGCUGACAUUGAUCUCGUCAACAUUGAGCACUUUGCCGACCGUGUCAUCUCGCUCAGCGACUACCGCAAGAACUUGCACGAAUACUUGUCCACCAAGAUGGGCCGCAUUGCACCAAAUCUCAGCGCGCUCGUUGGCGAGCAAGUCGGUGCUCGCCUCAUCUCCCACGCUGGCUCCCUGACCAACCUUGCCAAAUACCCCGCCUCCACUGUUCAGAUUCUUGGUGCUGAGAAGGCUCUCUUCCGAGCACUCAAGACCAAGGGCAACACACCCAAGUACGGUCUGAUUUUCCACUCUACAUUUAUUGGCCGUGCUGGCGUCAAGAACAAGGGCCGCAUUUCCCGAUACCUCGCCAACAAGUGCUCGAAGGCUUCCCGUAUCGACUGCUUCUCUGAUCUUCCCACAAGCAAGUUUGGCUCCAAGUUCCGAGAACAAGUCGAGGAGCGCCUGGCAUUCUACGAGACUGGCCAAGCACCCCGCAAGAACGCCGAUGUCAUGAAGGAGGCAUUGCGAGAGGCUGGCAAGGAGCAGCGAAGCGCCGAGGACGAGUCUGAGGCGAUGGACACCUCCUCGGACAAGAAGGACAAGAAGGAUAAGAAGGAAAAGAAGGAAAAGAAAGAAAAGAAGGACAAGAAGGACAAGUCUGAGCCAGAGGCCAUGGACACUUCUUCGGACAAGAAAUCCAAGAAGGUCAAGUCCAAGUAAACUUGAUUAUUUUUUUCGCCUAAUUUGUUAUGAUUCCCCCCCCCCCUCUUUGUUUUCCUUGCGUCUCUAUGUGUUUCUGAUUGUAGUAUUGAACAUUUUCCCCCCGCCCGUAUUUUUUCUUUUUGCACGAGCUCAAACGAGCGUGAACAUGUCCAAACAAAGCAGU
Capsaspora owczarzaki ATCC 30864 is the source of this 1665-nucleotide messenger RNA. Its product is annotated as nucleolar protein 5A. Lineage: Eukaryota; Filasterea; Ministeriida; Capsasporidae. The record is from RefSeq and is a predicted model, not a curated record. Gene Ontology annotation, cellular component: small-subunit processome; box C/D methylation guide snoRNP complex. Bases 24 to 1499 code for a protein of 491 amino acids. The transcript is spliced from 5 exons. Gene Ontology annotation, molecular function: snoRNA binding.